Molecule: messenger RNA, 462 nt
Organism: Dinoponera quadriceps
Lineage: Eukaryota; Metazoa; Arthropoda; Insecta; Hymenoptera; Formicidae
Product: tomoregulin-1-like
Exons: 4
Coding region: 1-462 (153 amino acids)
Biological process (GO): cell differentiation; multicellular organism development
Molecular function (GO): protein binding
Source: RefSeq, a predicted model, not a curated record
AUGCCCGAGAAACGACUUCCGGUGCGAGCUCGAGAGGACCGGAGGCGGAAGUUGAGAUCCACUGCGAAGAUCUACGAAUCUCAGACCAUACGAGCUGCUGCAGACGACGGUGCAUCCCUUAUCGCGAAAAGGAAAAACGUCGCGAAUUCCCAAGAUCCAUUACCAUGUAAGGAUCUAAAUUUCGCCAGUAAUAACGCGGAACCCUGCGAGAAGACCUACUGUGCCUGGGGCGCGUCGUGCAGCGUGUCCGAUGACGGUAAGGCUCAGUGCCAGUGUCCUGCGGAUUGUCCCACAACUUCAAAUCCCGUCUGCGGCUCGGACGACGUGACCUACACGAACUAUUGUCACCUGCGGCAGGUCAGCUGUCAAAAAAGGAAAAACACCAGGGUGAAGCAUCAAGGCGCGUGCGUUUCCGAUUUGAAGGACCAAAAGGAAAACUUGAGAUAUAACGUCAUAUUCUAG